Penicillium manginii is the source of this 1731-nucleotide messenger RNA. Its product is annotated as fungal specific transcription factor domain-containing protein. NCBI's taxonomy places the organism in Eukaryota, Fungi, Ascomycota, Eurotiomycetes, Eurotiales, Aspergillaceae. Bases 1 to 1731 code for a protein of 576 amino acids. The record is from RefSeq and is a predicted model, not a curated record. The transcript has 4 exons.
AUGCUUGAAGCUCGCUUAGGUGAAUCUAGCUCGACGAUCCAAUCAGGCGACGCAAAUUCCAAUCCGGAGGGUCUGCUGGUCAUGCUUGAGUCCCUUUCUCAUGGGAAAUCCCCUACCCCCACCUACCUCCCCGAGAAGACUUCCAUUGCUCCGCUCUAUCAACCCGGAAAGCCCGUUUACUUGCUGCUUUUGCCCGAUCGGGCGUCCAGCCAGCAGAUCAUCGAAUUCUCUCUAGAGAAUUUGACUUGGAUUCACUGUGCCGUGAGAACAAAGAUUUUUUUACAAGAGCAUGCUAGCUUUUGGGAAUGCAUUGAAAACGGAAACAAUACAGCCACUCCACAGGAACACGGAUGGAUAUCCAUAUAUUUUAGUCUGCUGACGGUUGGGCUAUUAUACAUGGACCCAGAAGAACGGCCAAUCUUGCCGCGACUCAAGAGCUUUGAAGAAAAUGCGAGUCGGUCGAACAUAGAUAGCGAGAGGGGCAGGCAUAUCGCCCGAAUGUGGUAUGAAGCUGCGAUCAAAGAGCUCGAGGCUUCGAAUCCAAUGACCAAUGCAGACUUGAAGACAGUGCAGACUGUAGCCAUCUUGACCUUGGCGCAUAGUCAUUUCGGUCAGAUGGAGCAGGAGUACUUACUUUUAGGCCUGGCAACGAAUACCGCACGCGUGCUUGACAUGCAUCUAUUAGCUUCGGAAGACCGGUUUUCGCGACGAUUGGCGUCCCAGCCGAACUGGUCCACGCCCGAGAAUCGCCAGUUAGGGCGUCGUCUCUGGUGGACUCUUGUCAUUUGUGACUGGCUCGGGCUGUUUACCCGCCCUUCUUCCAUUUCACCCUCCAGCUUCAACACAACAUUGACGCCGCAGCGUUGCGAUAACAAUGAUCUCCUACUGGAAAAUGAGACACUUGACCAACAAAUACCUGCACUCAGGUACCAUCUCACCAUGUCGCAACUAGCUAGUGUCAUUUAUAUUAAUGUCAAGGCACCACGCGAUCCGAACACUGACCGUUUCACCAUGGUUCUCAACCAGGUUGAAAGAAUUGAAAGAUCAGUGGCCCGUCGAUCGGUGUCAAUAUCCGACAGUACACCCGGAUGGGCCGUAGCACAAGAAUACAUGAUUGGCCACACAGUUCAACUGCUUUCAGUCACGAUAGCCCGAGCGUCCCUAGUUAUGUGGCUGACGGGCCGACCGAACACCGAGCUGAUAAUCGAAAGAGGAUUCCAAAGUGCAUUGAAGAUCGUCCGUAUGCGCCAACAGCCGGUGCCACGCCUAUACCAGUGUCAUUGGAUCAUCCCGGCGGCCACUUUAGCUGCGGGUGUUUAUUUAGCAAUUCACCUCAUCUGCUUCAAAGACGCAACGGUUUCGACACAGGUCACCGAGCGCCGGCGAUUGAUUCGUUACUGCAUUGGCGCCAUUCAACAUCCAAAUCCAAGCACUCCCUUGGCUAUCCAGGGGUCACAAAUGCUCGAAAUUCUAUUGCAAAUAGAAAUGCACAGCCCCAGUGUUGCUGCAACGGACAAGGCAACGGUGGUCAACUUAUUGAAGAUGACAUUCCAAGAUCAGGGACCCUCGUUCGACCCCAUCAAUGAGUAUGGAGCCAUAAUGCCCACAGACUUGAACCCGUCAGGAGAUGAGCUUAGUCUCCUUUGGCCACCAAUGAUAGGUGAUUUUAACUUGGAUGUUCUGCUUCCAGAUUUGGACUGGGGUCAAAUGGAUGCCGAGUGGCACAUUUGA